GCUUGUCAUACUAGCAGCAGUACAGCAGUCACUGACGAUAUGAUGAAGAGUAAGGCCGAUGAAGAAGACUACUGGCACAGCUCCAAGUUUAAAGCCUUCACCUUCGAUGAUGAUGACGAUGAAUUCAGCAGGUUGAAGGAGUCACGGCAGGCGGUGAACAGUAUCCGGCGGCUGGUGGAGGAAGACGAUGAUGAAGACGAUGUUGAGAAAGUCAGCUGGAGCGGCGAGCCAGUCGGCAGUAUUUCCUGGUCUGUUAAAGAGACAGCAGCAUCCAAUCAGAGAGCAGACAGAGAGCCCACCUUCCCCAGGAUCAGCACUGACACACCAUCUAUCAGCAGGAGUCAGUCAGGAUACUCUCUGAGCUCUCUGUUCAAAGGAAAACCUAAAGGAGGAAACUUCCAGACCUUCAGUGAUGUGCUCAGUGACUCGUCUCUCAGGCUCUAUGCUCCCGAGCUCAGAAAACCUAAGUCUGAGUACAAGGAUUAUGUCAGUGACUGGUCGCCUGAAGAGGUAGUUCAGAGACUUCAGCAAGGAAAGGCCGUGUCUCUGGAGAAGUUCCGUUCGCUGCAGGACAAACUGCUGCUGCUCGAUCUCGCUGUUGCGGCUCAUGAUGGAAACGUUAUCACGGCUGUUCUAAUUUAUCUAAAGAGGACCCUCUGUAAAGGUGAGUCUGUGGUCCUGGUUCCAGUCCUGAUUCUGGACCUCAGGGUUCUACCCAGAACAUUUUUUCAGAGAGGAUUUUCAGUUAUGUACGUAGGACCGAUGCAGAACUCUCAAUCAGGCCUUAUUAGAUCGAUAGAGUGA
Molecule: messenger RNA, 804 nt
Organism: Archocentrus centrarchus (flier cichlid)
Lineage: Eukaryota; Metazoa; Chordata; Actinopteri; Cichliformes; Cichlidae
Product: spermatogenesis-defective protein 39 homolog
Exons: 9
Coding region: 40-804 (254 amino acids)
Biological process (GO): vacuolar transport; intracellular protein transport
Cellular component (GO): cytoplasm
Source: RefSeq, a predicted model, not a curated record